CGGCGACGAUCCACCAGCUCAAUGUCCACACGGGUGCUAGCUGCAACAGCAGCAGUAGCAGCAGCGAGAUGACAAUUGUCGAGCUGCAGCAGCGUUUGGAGCUGAUGACGCGCGAGAAGAUGACCCUGGAAAGCGCAAUCGAGCAGGAGCAGGAGCGCGUGUUCAACCAGAACAGGCGGAUGAGCGGCACGCUGAGCCCUGCAGCAUUGCGGUGUCGGAUCGGGAUCGGCGCUGGCGCCAUAUCGCCUCGCUGGGCCACGUCGCACUCGCGGUCGUCGUCGGUGUCGUCGUUCGGCGCGACCAGCGUCAGCUCGGUGGGCAUUACAGAGACGCUCAAGGCAGAUGUCAACUCGCUGCGGCUGCGGCUGGCCGACACAGAGCGCGAGCUCGUGUCGUGCUACAACCAGAGCCAAAUCUACAAGAAGGAGCUCGUGUCGCUGCGGCAACGGCUGGGUAUGGGCGUUGACGACCUCUAUAUGGACGACCCAGUGCCAAUCAGCAUUCGGCCCGUGUUGUCCGACCACACGGCGCGGCCACGGCGCUCGCAGUCGGUCAGCUCGGGCGUCAGCAGCACAGUGAGCACGCCGGUGCUUGUGCGGCGCGGCUCGGGGCAUCACCACGAGUACUUUGGGCUGCUACCGGCAACAGCCAGCGGGGCGCUGUCUGCUGGCACGUCUUCUGUGGCGAUAGGCAGCGGCAGCGGGGCGGGGUCAGCAGCUGCACCUAGGCGCAUCUCGCAGCGGCCGCACAGUGUGCUGCUGUCGCCGCGGCGGUCGAUGGAGGACCACCACGCGCCGGCCGCCGAUUCUGUGUCGCUGUUUGCGGCAAAGUCGGCAGCAGGGCCGCCGCAGCGCACAUCGCGCGGCUUCAAGUAGCAAUGCUGGUGGGGAGUGGGUCUGAACCUUGGUCCUUUUCAGAGCUUGGGGUUUCUCGCCCCGCCCGCUCCUAGCAUAUACACUUUUAUUUACACUUUAGCUUUAUUUCCUCAAAGGGCUGCCAGCUUGCCUUGCAAUUUUAAUAUAAUAUUUCA
Molecule: messenger RNA, 1030 nt
Organism: Kickxella alabastrina
Lineage: Eukaryota; Fungi; Kickxellomycota; Kickxellomycetes; Kickxellales; Kickxellaceae
Exons: 2
Coding region: 69-875 (268 amino acids)
Source: RefSeq, a predicted model, not a curated record